AUGGCUCAACGGCUGACAGAGGAACAGCUCGCAGAGUUCAAAGAGGCCUUCUCGCUCUUCGACAAAGAUGGCGAUGGAGCCAUCACCACUACAGAGCUGGGAACGGUCAUGCGGUCGCUGGGCCACAACCCCUCGGAGGCCGAGCUGCAGACCAUGAUCAACGAGGUGGAUGCCAAGGGCAGCGGCACCGUUGACUUCCUCGAGUUCCUCUCCCUGAUGGCCAAGCGGACCAAGGAGAACGACAGCAAGGUGGAGAUGUGGGAGGCCUUCCGCGUCUUCGACAAGGACGGCGACGGCUACAUCAGCGCGGUGGAGCUGCGGCACAUCAUGACCAACCUCGGCAAGAACCUGACGGAUGAAGAGGUGGACGAGAUGAUCAGGGAGGCCGACGUGGACUUAGACGGGGAAGUGAACUACGAGGACUUUGUGCGGGUGAUGGAGAAGUGA
This is a messenger RNA of Elgaria multicarinata webbii, 447 nucleotides long. Its product is annotated as calmodulin-A-like. The record is from RefSeq and is a predicted model, not a curated record. Gene Ontology annotation, molecular function: calcium ion binding; enzyme regulator activity. The coding region runs from base 1 to 447 and encodes 148 amino acids. The transcript has a single exon. Lineage: Eukaryota; Metazoa; Chordata; Lepidosauria; Squamata; Anguidae.